Coccidioides posadasii C735 delta SOWgp is the source of this 2649-nucleotide messenger RNA. Lineage: Eukaryota; Fungi; Ascomycota; Eurotiomycetes; Onygenales; Onygenaceae. The record is from RefSeq and is a predicted model, not a curated record.
AUGGCCGCUGCUCUGCGCAUUGGCACUCUCACAGAUGAACUCAUCGCAAUCAUCGCAAAUAUCCAGGAUAAGACUGUGGCUCAAAACAUCGUCAAACGAAAUGCAGCCGGCAGAGUUGACCAGUUUGAAGUUUCACGAAGGCUUGAUGGUCUCCAAGAAAAAUUCCAGAUUGUGGGCAAUGCCGGUUUAGCCGAUGCGGUCCGCCUCCGAUUGUCAGAGCUAGAUGCAAAGAAAUGCCAUUGGGCCCCAGAAGUUCUUUUCCUGCUCUUAGAACUUUCUGACAAGCCUGCUUCUAAGUCGGGCCCGGACAGAGUCGAGUUAUUCAAGCCACCUGAUCCGCCCCCCAUUCUGGUCUGGUCUGAUCUCGGUACUUCCGACCUCGAUAAAGAGGACAUAUGGGACGACAUUGAUUAUGCGAAUGAUUCAUCUGAUGAAAAUCUUUCACUGGCGUCAAGCGACAUAUCCAUCCCGCGAAUCAUUCCGCAAAGUUCCAAGGUUCCCCUGGACGAAUAUAUCCCCCCUGAAGACAUAUAUUUGACCGUAGAGGAUGAUGGGCUAGUGUCAUCCAUACAAAACACCCAAGCUUGGAGAUAUCUACCGAGUUCCCUCCCGGAAAGUUCUAACGGCAUUUUGACUGACCUACAAGUCAUGCGGGAAGUAAUAUUUAUGCUGGAAGGCUUACCCAACUCUUUGUUCCGGAAUCUGAAUGAUAGUAUUGAAAUAGACGACCGCUUCUUUGUACAGCAUGCCUCUAGAGAGGCAUUCAGGUCAAUACUUAGGUCAUUUAGUGACCUGGGAGUUUGCAUUCAGCGACUCAGGGCCUUCGGGAAACAGCCGCAGGAAGUACCCUUCAUGCAAAUGUUCCAAAAGGAAGUGGAUAAGUUGGUUUACGAUCUUGACAGUUUUCUCUCGGAGACGGAAGCCCGGUAUUCAGUUAAGCCCCAAUUACCAUGUGCUAGCCUUCUUGAACUGUUCGACGAUGUUCGAAAAGAGACUAAACUCCUUGUCGAGUUAGCCGGUCUCGUAAAAAGGCUGAAAAGGACCACAGGACAGAACGGUUUUCUUUGCCUGGACUUGCUCUAUGACUUGGUUUGCGCAAAACAGGCUGCCGCAGAGGAUGCAGAAUAUAAAGUUAUGGCCAAAAUCUUUUUCAAGUGCUUCGAGAUCUAUGCAAAACCUAUCCAGCUUUGGAUGAAAACAGGCAUGUUAGAUGAAUCUCUCGGGUCUUUUUUCAUUAAAACCUCGGGUCGAUCUACUCAUUUGAAGUCUCUCUGGCAUGAAUGGUUUUCCUUAGAAGAGUUCUCGGGGCAAUUGUAUGGCCCAAAGUUUCUUCGUCCAGCAGCGGACAAAAUCUUUACUACUGGGAAAAGCAUGAUAUUUCUUCGCAAUCUUGGAGUCGCUCCGGAAACUCUGAACUUAGAAACGCCCAAGAUUGAUAAAAAAGACAUUUUUCCGGUUGAAAUUCCGUCAGCUUUUGUACCUUUUUCCGGGUUUUUACAAGGUGCUUUUGGGCGAUUGGUGAAUGAAAAUCAUAGCGUCGCUUCAGCUGUCUUGAGAGCGGAGCUCAACGAGAAAUGUGGGCUUUGGCUUUCAAUGCAGGCUUUGGAUUAUAUAUACCUGGGCAAAGACACGGCACUCUUAAUGGCGGUUGAUCAAAGAAUAUUUGAGUUGAUUGAUAAGGGGAGGCAAUCAUGGAAUGAUCGAUUCCUGCUGACUGAGAGUUUUCAGCAAGCCUUGGGGAACCUGUCCUGUAUUGACGUCAGCCGUCUUAUCGCACGGACCAUUAAGGUCGCCCCUCGAGAAUUCGAAAAGCAUUGCCGCUCGGUCAAGUUAUUGAAGGCGCUCUCUGUGGAUUAUGUUCUUCCGUGGCCUGUUGCCAACGUAAUCUCAAAGCAAUCAAUGAACGUGUACCAACGCCUCUCAACAUUUCUAAUGCAGAUUCGCCGAGCGAAAUACGUCCUUGAAAAACAGUGCUCCAAUAAACCAAGAUAUCUUCGGCAUGAUACUUACACUGAAGAUGAUAUUCUCUCAUUCGCCAUCCGACACUAUCUACUCUGGUUUGUCAACAUCUUGUACUACCAUUUUACCGAGCUCGUUAUCUCGUCAUCGAGAUCAGAAAUGGUAAAAUCGAUGGCCGAAGCCAAAGAUGUCGAUGGCAUGAUUUCUGUUCAUCAAUCAUUCAUCUCGUCAAUGGAGGAACAGUGCCUCCUCUCAAAGAAUUUAGCACCGAUUUACCAAGCCGUCAUUUCAAUCCUUGACUUAUGUCUUCAGUUCUCCGACAUACAAGUUGGGCGAUAUGCUGAAUAUCAGUACGACCAAGCAAAUCAGUCAACUACGUACCUCCAUUUGAAUUCGAGCCGAUAUCGUCGUGGACGCCGUUCGGCUUCCGAAGAAGAUGAUGAAGAGCUAAGUUCAGAUGAAGAUGAAGGAGACUAUAUUAAUCAGACUAUGUUCGGUGAUGGGAGCAGUACAUGCAUGUCCUUUGCCGAAUUGUCGUACAGGGAACGACUGCUCGGUGUCAAACAAAAAUCUGACGAACUCAGCAGGUUCGUUAAAACUGGAUUAAGAGGCAUCGGACGGGUCGACGGUCGAAAUAGCUGGGCCAUGCUGGCCGAUCGGCUGGAACCGAAGAGCCACACAUUCAUGUAA